CCGAGUUGAACCGGAAGCACUAGCUAACCACCAUGGCAAACAGCAUGUAGCCGAAGCGUUGGACUCAUUUACAACAAGUCUUGUGUUUUAAAUCAACUAUUUUAACUGUUUUCCUACGAGUUCACAUUUUUUUGUAAGCUGACCGAGAAGCGUUUGACCACCGGAGAUGGGAGUCCCGGCGUUCUUCCGCUGGCUUAGCCGCAAAUACGCGUCAAUCAUUGUGCAUUGUGUGGAGGAGAAGGGGAAAGAAUGUAACGGAGUGCGUGUUCCUGUCGAUACGGCCAAGCCCAACCCCAACGAGGUGGAAUUCGACAAUUUGUACCUGGACAUGAAUGGGAUCAUUCACCCUUGUACACAUCCAGAAGACAAACCCGCUCCCAAAAACGAAGACGAGAUGAUGGUCGCCAUCUUCGAAUACAUCGACCGCCUGUUCAACAUCGUGCGGCCCAGGAGAGUUCUCUACAUGGCCAUCGACGGAGUGGCCCCUCGAGCCAAGAUGAACCAGCAGCGCUCUCGACGGUUUCGUGCCUCCAAAGAAGGAGUCGAGCUGGCCGAGGAGAAGAGUCGCAUCAGGGAGGAGGUCAUCCAGAGAGGAGGUUAUCUUCCACCUGAGGAGAUUAAAGAGAGAUUCGACAGCAACUGUAUCACACCAGGAACAGAGUUCAUGGACAACCUGGCUCAGUGUCUGCGUUACUACGUGGCAGAGCGCCUCAGCAACGACCCGGGCUGGCAGAACAUCACGGUCUUCCUGUCUGAUGCCAGUGUUCCCGGUGAAGGUGAACACAAGAUUAUGGACUACAUCAGGAGGCAGAGAGCUCAACCCAACCACGACCCCAACACACACCACUGCCUGUGUGGAGCUGAUGCCGACCUGAUCAUGCUGGGCCUCGCCACCCACGAGCCAAACUUCACCAUCAUCAGGGAGGAGUUCAAGCCCAACAAGCCCCGCCCCUGCGCCCUCUGUGGACAGGUCGGCCACGAGAUCAAAGACUGUCAGGGGACGGCCAGAGAGAAGCAGGGACAGCACGAUGAGUUUGCGGACACGAUGCCGACAUCUGAGCAGGAGUUCAUAUUCAUCAGACUGUGUGUGCUGCGAGAGUACCUGGCCAGAGAGCUGACCAUGGCCAGCCUGCCGUUCCCCUUCGACUUUGAGAGGAGCGUGGACGACUGGGUCUUCAUGUGCUUCUUUGUUGGAAACGACUUCCUGCCGCACCUGCCGUCCUUAGAGAUCAGAGAGGGAGCCAUAGAUCGUCUGGUCGGCAUCUACAAAGACGUCGUGCACAAAACUGGAGGUUACCUGACCCAGAACGGAUACGUGAACCUGGAGCGGGUGGAGCUGAUCAUGCAGGCGGUGGGCGUCGCCGAGGACAACAUCUUCAAGAAACGCAAAGAGGACGACGAGGGCUUCAAGAGAAGAAUGAAAGAGAAAAAAAAGCGGAUGAAGGCGGAGCAGCGAGGUCCCGCCUACAUGACCACGGGCCAGUUCGCCCCUCAGGCCCUGGGGAGAAGAGACCGGCCCGAGGCCGUCCAGAACGCCCGGCACCAGGCCUACGACAUGAGGAUGCAGCACAACAAGGAUGCAGCUCAGUCUCUGAAGGCUUCGAUUAGGAACGGUGGCAAUCCGUCUGCAGGGCCCAGCGGCAGCGCAGACAACAGGGGGGUGAAGAGGAAAGCUGAAGACAGCGACAGCGAGCCGGAGCCUGAAGACAACGUCAGGCUGUGGGAGGAGGGCUGGAAGCAGAGAUACUACAAGACCAAGUUUGAUGUGGACGUGAUGGAUGAGGAGUUCAGGAAGAAGGUGGUGCGGUCGUACGUGGAGGGUCUCUGCUGGGUGCUGCGCUACUAUUACCAGGGCUGCGCCUCCUGGAAGUGGUACUUCCCGUUCCACUACGCUCCGUUCGCCUCCGACUUCAAAGACAUCAAAGAGAUGUUCAGCGAGUUCGAGAAGGACACCAAACCGUUCAAGCCCCUGGAGCAGCUGAUGGGAGUUUUUCCUGCCGCCAGUGGAAACUUCCUGCCGCCGACGUGGAGGAACCUGAUGAGCAGUCCGGAUUCUUCCAUCAUCGACUUCUACCCCGACGACUUUGCCAUCGAUCUCAACGGCAAAAAAUACGCCUGGCAGGGAGUGGCCUUGUUACCGUUUGUGGAUGAGCGUCGUCUGAGAGCAGCUCUGGCUGACGUCUACCCCGACCUCACACCUGAGGAGGUGAGGAGAAACAGUCUGGGCAGCGACGUGAUGUUCCUCAAGAAGUCUCACCCGCUCUUCGACUUCAUCCACGAACUUUACCGCACAGAAGUUCAGGAGGGCACCGAGAUCCCUGCAGAGCUGUGCCAUGGAAUCCAAGGUACAUUAUAUCUUGAUGACGACCCUAUUCUACCAGAUAAGGCGGUGGCGUCCCCCAUCCCCAUGCUGAGGGACAUCGCACAGAACAGCGCCGUCGGAGUGAAGUUCAAGGAUCCCCAAUACGCUGACGACUUUGUGUUCAAGGCGGUUCUUCUCGCUGGAGCCAAGAUGCCCACUAAGGUUCUGAAGCCCGGGGACUGGGAGAAGGGGAACCGGGAGCCCUGGAGGCCUCAGCUGGGCUUCAACCCAAACCGACAGCAGGCUCACCUGGACCAGUCCGGCUUCAGAGCUCUGGGUCACAGUAUGAACAGAAACCACCACGGUGGAGGACAAUACAGCAACGCCCCGCCGCCCAGCAACUACCAACAAGGAAACUACCGUUCACACAGCGGAGGCCACCAGCCUUUCCAACAUUCCAGGCAGAACAGUUUGCUGGGAGCGCCGCCCUCCUUCCAGCAGCCCCAGUAUCCAAGGCAGCAGCAGUACGGCAGCGGUGGUGGCGGCGGCGGCGGCGGGGGUCACGGUUGGGAUCGGGCCUCGCAGGCGCAGCAGUCGGCGUACCAGCAGAACCAGAGCCGCAGCCAGCAGGGAGGGGCGGCACCGGCGGCCGGCGGCUACCAGCAACGAUUCGACAACCGCCGAGACGACUGGCGCGACCGCAGAGACGACCGCAGGGACAACCGGGGACAGCAGCACCAGGGCUACAGCGCGGGCCGAGGCUACCCUCCUCCUCCUCCCUCCAGGAGAUACAACUGGAACUAAACUCAAAGUAAAGUCGGACUUUGGGCUUUUUUCAGGGCGGGCGACCAUUUUUAGGGGAGACACGUAAUGUUUUUUUUUUGUUUUUUUUUUUUCUCUCUUGAUUUUAUUUGAUUUUUAUUGUCUUCUUGUACAAUUAAAUUUGUGCUACUUUUUUUUUUUUUUUCAUUUUUAUUCUGGAUUUAGAAGAAAAAAAAACCUCCAAUGUGUUGUGUAACUUGUGAUUUUUAAGACAAACGGCCUGUAAAACUUGUAAAAUACAAGUAAGUCAAAGUGUCCGCUGUGUUUAUUUAUGAGACAAAGUGGUCCAUGUGUUUAAAAAAACAACAAAAAAACAUGUGAAAUCAAAAGAUUAACAUGU
Molecule: messenger RNA, 3464 nt
Organism: Centropristis striata (black sea bass)
Lineage: Eukaryota; Metazoa; Chordata; Actinopteri; Perciformes; Serranidae
Gene: xrn2
Product: 5'-3' exoribonuclease 2
Exons: 31
Coding region: 167-3106 (979 amino acids)
Biological process (GO): nuclear-transcribed mRNA catabolic process
Cellular component (GO): nucleus
Molecular function (GO): zinc ion binding; RNA binding; 5'-3' RNA exonuclease activity
Source: RefSeq, a predicted model, not a curated record